AUUUUUUACACACCCCAAAUUGCAAGUACAAGUACCCUACCGAAGUGUACCAACACUCUCAAAUUCCCGUAACAUAACCAAAUAAAGGAGGUUAAUGUUAUAUACACUCAAAAGGUUCAGGACCAAAACGUAUAUACGUUAUAGUUUUGAACUCAAAGAGUCAAAAGUGGAUUUCUAAUACUUUGUGUCAGCACCCUUUAAAACCCUAUCACUUUUAUGCCGCCACUUUAAUCCCAUUCCGUUAACUCUCCAAUUCCCCGAUCAUCUUUUCCGUCAAAAUGCAAUCUCCGGCCACCCUCUCCCGCCGCUUCCUCACCGGCACCACCCCAACCCCCACCCUCCUCCACCAUCCAAACCCCACUUCUCUCCGCUCCCGCCCCACCACCGUUCGAAUGGCACUCCGCGAAGACGGCCCAUCAAUCGCCGUCGUUGGCGUCACCGGCGCCGUGGGCCAGGAAUUCUUAUCCGUCCUCUCCGACCGUUCGUUCCCAUACCGAUCUAUCAAAAUGCUGGCGAGCAAACGGUCAGCCGGAAAGAAAUACACGUUUGAAGACAAUGAAUAUGUUGUUGAAGAGUUGACUGGUGAGAGUUUUAAGGGUGUGGAUAUUGCUCUGUUUAGUGCUGGUGGGUCGAUUAGUAAGGAGUUUGGGCCGGUCGCUGUUGAGUGUGGGACGGUUGUGGUGGAUAAUAGCUCGGCGUUUCGGAUGGUUGAUGGUGUUCCGUUGGUUAUUCCGGAAGUUAAUGGGGAUGCUAUGAAGGAUGUUAAGUUGGGGAAAGGGGCGUUGGUUGCGAACCCGAAUUGUUCUACUAUCAUUUGUUUGAUGGCUGCUACCCCUCUUCAUCGUCGUGCAAAGGUGUUGCGUAUGGUGGUUAGUACAUACCAGGCUGCUAGUGGUGCUGGUGCUGCUGCUAUGGAAGAGCUUGAGCUGCAGACUCGUGAGGUUCUUGAAGGGAAAAGACCAACUUGUAACAUCUUUAAACAACAGUAUGCUUUUAAUCUAUUCUCACAUAAUGCACCAGUUCUUCCAAAUGGAUAUAACGAAGAAGAAAUGAAAUUAGUAAAAGAAACAAGGAAAAUCUGGAACGACAAGGAUGUCAAAGUGACCGCCACAUGUAUACGCGUUCCAGUUAUGCGGGCCCAUGCCGAGAGUGUGAACCUACAAUUUGCAAGUCCACUUGAUGAGAAUGAAGCGAGAGACAUUUUGAAGAAAGCUCCCGGUGUAGUUGUUAUCGAUGAUCGUGCUAGCAACCGUUUUCCUACUCCUCUGGAAGUUUCGAACAAGGAUGACGUGGCAGUUGGUAGGAUUCGUCAAGAUGAAUCUCAAGACGGAAACCAUGGAUUGGAUAUAUUUGUAUGUGGCGACCAAAUACGCAAGGGUGCUGCUCUUAACGCCGUUCAGAUUGCAGAGAUGUUGCUGUAACGGAGAUGUUUCGUUUAUUCAGUUUCAGGUAAAUUAAGAUGUUUGAAUUAGCUGUUGAAGAGGAUCUGCAUUGUUUUUAAAAGUUAUGGCUGGUGUAUGUUAUGAGUACCUGUAAACAUGCAUAUUUAAAUCAACUUUAUCGCAAUUUUGAUGGUUAUAUUUUCUCGGUUAAGGAUUUAGGUUGAGAGUUAUGUUGUCGGUUUGUGUUAAAGACUUGGCUCAAAAGGACCAUGUUGUCGCAAUAAAAUUGUUAAGUCUUUGUUUGUUAUUA
This is a messenger RNA of Helianthus annuus (common sunflower), 1692 nucleotides long. RefSeq names its product aspartate-semialdehyde dehydrogenase. Gene Ontology annotation, biological process: L-threonine biosynthetic process. The transcript is spliced from 8 exons. NCBI's taxonomy places the organism in Eukaryota, Viridiplantae, Streptophyta, Magnoliopsida, Asterales, Asteraceae. Gene Ontology annotation, molecular function: NAD binding; NADP binding; aspartate-semialdehyde dehydrogenase (NADP+) activity. Bases 279 to 1421 code for a protein of 380 amino acids. The record is from RefSeq and is a predicted model, not a curated record.